Messenger RNA from Haplochromis burtoni (Burton's mouthbrooder), 14284 nucleotides. It is a transcript of the gene fto, whose product is annotated as FTO alpha-ketoglutarate dependent dioxygenase. Gene Ontology annotation, biological process: RNA repair; DNA alkylation repair; regulation of multicellular organism growth. NCBI's taxonomy places the organism in Eukaryota, Metazoa, Chordata, Actinopteri, Cichliformes, Cichlidae. The record is from RefSeq and is a predicted model, not a curated record. Bases 180 to 2096 code for a protein of 638 amino acids. Gene Ontology annotation, molecular function: broad specificity oxidative DNA demethylase activity; ferrous iron binding; mRNA N6-methyladenosine dioxygenase activity. The transcript is spliced from 9 exons.
CGCGAGCUCACGCUCGAGCUGGGAAUUGUAGUUCUAAGUGUUACGCUUUUAAAAUCUCCCCCAACAAUUUCUCCACGGAAACUCAUUUUAAACUGGAGAAAUUGAAGACUGGCGUCUCGUAGAAAUGAAAUACACGGCUUCACUUGGAGACGCUCUUCCUGGCACGAAAAUAGCGGGAUAUGCAGUUUAUUCGUGCACUACAACGACCGACGUCGCCCCUAAUGAAAGCGAGGCAGUGUAAACACAACUCCAGGAACAUGAAAAGAUCGGGUGACAGUGAGGGGGAGAAGAGAAGAAAGAGGCGGAGGCUACUGCAGGAGUUGGGAGACCAGAAGAUCCCCUUUCUGGCACCCUCAGAUCGAGGUUUUCAGCAGCUGUGGGACACCAGUUACUCUGGUCUCGUGCUAAGGAAAUCAUGCUCACUGCCUGCUGAGCUCCAUAGCCGGGUGCAGGCAGCUCUGCUCACCCUCAGAAGGAAGGGAUGCCUCCUGAAGGAUCUGGUUCGUGUUCGUGACCGAGAUGUGUUCACCGCUGUGUCACGUGCCCUGCUGGGCGAACCGGGCCAUACAUAUCGCUAUCUGGACACACGGCUCUUUGCCAUCCCCUGGCACAGUGAGGACAUAGAUGUCAAAGGACAAAACUGUUGUGACCCAGAUUUGAGAGCUGCCUGCAAGGCAUUGUGGGAACUUAACACCUUUUUCUGCACUGAUGUGUCUCAGCUGAAAGAAGGAGACAGGCUAACACAAUGGGCGAAGGGAGAGGCAGAAGCCAAACAAGGUGAAGAGGGGGACACAGAGUCUAAACACAGUGAAGACUCUAAAAAUAGUGAAGGAGGGGACUCGGAGUCCAGGCAGAGUGAGGAGGGGGACACAGAAUCCAAGCACAGCGAAGAGUGGGACAUUGAGUCAAAACACAGUGAGGAAGGCUGCUCUGGGUCUAAACAGGAAGGGGAGUGGGAGACUGAGUUCAAACACAGCACCGAGGAGGGAGAGUCUUCCCAAGUAAAGCCAGGUGAAACCAGUUUUGCAGCAGCUUCAGAGCAUGCUGAAGGAAAAUGUCCUGACUGGGGAGUGAAGGCCAGUGGUGGCACAGAGACUGAACCUGUGGGACUAAAGGCCCAGGAGAAACCUGUGGCCGAACUAAAGCACAGCCUAUCAGAUUACCACAUUCAGGACAGAGAGGAGCACGGGAGUGGCCAGGGCUGUUCUAAACCUAGUCCUCCACAGGUAUGCAGCGGUCCAGUAAAGUUCAAUGUCACCUUACUCAAUUACAUGGACCCAGCCGCAAUGAGCCAACUCAAAGAGGAGCCGUACUAUGGCAUGGGGAAAAUGGCAGUAGGGUGGCACCACGAUGAGAACCUGAUCACUCAUUCGCCAGUUGCUGUUUACAGCUAUAGCUGUCAUGAUGACAAAGGUGAGAGCAGUGAGGGAAGCAGCAGUGAUAAGGCCUGCUGGAGGAUUGGGCUCAAGGUAGCCUGGGACAUCCACACACCUGGCCUGAUGCUGCCGCUGGAGUCUGGAGACUGCUAUUACAUGAGAGAUGACCUGAACAGUACCCACCAGCACUGUGUCCUAGCUGGAGACACUGCACGCUUCAGCUCCACACACAGAGUGGCUGAGUGUUCCAGUGGAACCCUGACCUACAUCCAGUCACGUUGCCAGGAGGCCCUGUCCAACCUGCACACUGACCCCGACACAGGAUCCCAUAGGCUUGUGGCUCUGCUGCCGGCAACGCUACAGGACUGUGAGGAGAUUCACAAUGAGGUGGAGUUUGAGUGGCUGCGGCAGUACUGGUUUCAGGGCCAGCGUUAUGCUCGGUUCUGCAGCUGGUGGACCAGACCGAUGGAGCAGCUGGAGAAGGACUGGAAGCUCAUGGAGACCAUGACUAUGCUUUUCCUGGCUGCAGUGGAGGAGGAAGACCAAGCAGAAGAAGGAAGGAGGGAGAUGGCAGAGAUCCUGCUGUCUGCUUUGACAGACAGACACCAGCAAAGACAGACAUGGAGAGACAGAAACAAAUCUUCAGGAGGUUGGGACUGUCCUCUAUUAUUCAUCGGUAGUAAUGAUGAGAGGAGCUGGCAGGAUCUGUGGGCUUAUUGAUCCUGUCCUCUGGUUUCGUGCCUUACCUCCUGUGGGGGUGGAGGAAAGGAGGUGAGCUCAGCCCAGAUGCACAUCUCUUCUCAGGAGCUGAGAUCUGGCCAGCCCUAUGUUUCUCUUCCCAGGCACUGAGACCUUGGUGCGUCAUUUUUGUCUUGAGAGCCCUGUGUUGCUGUGAUUUAGAGAUACUGAAGUUUUGUCAUGUUAUCUGUUAUUUCGAAAGGUCUGCUUUCUGUUGCUGUUGUUAAUGGAUUAUUAAACAUAAAGCGAUUCCCUUUUUUCUAGUUGUAAAAUAUUACGCUUUGAUUAUGACCCCAUAACCCCACAGAUAACAGUCAUUCAGAAACUGUACAGUUUUUAAUGCUCUCAUGAAUUGUGUGAGUUUGGGGUAUUUUACUGUCUUAAUGGGAAUUCUUGAAUGCAUUAUAUUGGGGCCUUGCAGAGAUUUUUGUGUCCUUUUAUUCCGCUGUCCGUGUCUAUGUAUUUCUUCACUAAACCCACUUCCCCAGUAUACAAUGCAAGCAAGCUAAAUUAGGCCAACCUCCUUUUAAUACCGUGGAGAGGGGAGAAGCAGCCAUUAUGAAUUAUCCUUAAUUACAGCCAUUUCCUAAACUAAUAAAGCUGCUGAAUCUUUACUGCAAAGGUUAGUUUACCCAGCAUGCAUAAAAACCACUUCGUGUGUGUGGGUUCAUGUCUGUGUGUGCGCGUAUGGGUGCGGGAGAGCUGGAUGGCUGGCUGGCAGCACCCAUAGUCCCAUUAAUUUCACGUGGGUUCCCUAUCACCAGCCACAGAUGCCUAUAGACACGUAAAUGAGUCUCCAGCGAGUGGCGGGCUGCCUCCGCCAGCCAGCUCGGGCCUAAUGGUCUGGAAAGCCAGCUUAUGUGACGGAAGGAGAUGAGGGCCUUAUUUACACUGGCACACAUUAGUGGAUGGAUGCUGAUUCACUGAUUAACACGUCAGCCUUUCCCACAUCCCCCCCUCUCAUGCCUCCCUCAGUUCACCUCUUUCCUCUGUACCUUCAAACCUUUAUGCUCAUAGUUACACACAAUAAUCUGACUAUACAAAAAAAUGACUUGCAUAGCCUUUUUUUGUUUUUGUUUUUCUUCUUCUUGAAAUUUACUACACCAUUCACAAGCUUAUACCGGUAGGCAUCUAGUACAUACGCUAAAACACACACACACACACACACACACACACACACACACACACACACACACACACACACACACAACAUUGCCACUCUUGGAAAUGCAUGGUGGCAGGCUGCUGAGAACAGGGAAGCCAUCUGUGAAUGAUAGCUCCUAUGGAAAGAUAAUGUUUCCCAUGCAGCACCGAGUGAGGCGCUGAUGGAAGAAGAUGACUUUUUGAAUGGUUAAGUGGGUAAACGUUAGAUCAUGGCCACAGUGCUCCCAUUUGCCUCACUCACCAUCAAUCCCUCCCUCUCCCCCUUGCUCUGCCUUUCUCUCUUUUUUCCCGUCUACUAGAUUGUUUAUUGAAAAAGCACGAGGAGGCCGCCGAUAAGAGAGGCAAGGCUAAUGCCGUGAUUUGUGUCAGUCACGCCGUACAAUUUGUUACAAUCGCAACACUUAUCACAAUAUAAUAUGUUUAUUCUGGUCAAUUAAGUGGCACAGGAAGGCUCCUGCAUUUGAAGUGUCACAUGCAAGAUGGGACGGGGUGAGGGCGAUCAAAGGAAAUGGAACUAAUCUAAUUGUACAGCAUCUCAAGCUGCUGCCACCUCCGUAGCCCUUGCCAUCGCUGUUCGGCUUAUAAACUGAUGCAUUUUGAAGAAAAGAAGGAGACACAACUACAGGUUUACAGAAACAGAGGUGGCUAGGUGCUGAUCUGUAUCUAACGUGUUUGUUGAACAGAUAAAGGCAGGUGCUGCACAUGUAUGCAAUCAAACAAAGCAAUCUGUUUUGUUUUGGGGAGGUUUUAUAUCAAUUUUUGGCUUCACAUAUAUGCACUUGCUUAAGUGUCAUCAAACGUAUUUAGACAUUCAGUUCAGCACAUACAGAGAGACAAUGCUUGAAAAGCAAGAUUGUAGUGCUUACCAUACAUAUGCUCCGUAAACACAAGAAAGUGCUUGAACUUAGAGCAUUUGCAUUCAAACACAAUCGUACACAUCCCUCAGCAAAGAAUAGGACAUAGAUGACAUAAAUGCAAAGAGUAAAAGUGCAAUAAAUACCCAAAUAAUUGUGCUAUUACAAAGGUUUACAUUUGCAAACAAAUAUAGAUAUAUACAAGCACUUUUAAUUUAAAAUGCAAAUACACUCAAAGAAUAAAUGGUUUAUCAGAAGACUUUUUUUUCCAGUUAUACAACAUCAUGCACGCACGGUCACACACACAAACACACACACACCUGGACAUGUUUUGGCCUAGUCCAACAUGGAUCCCAAAAGAGUCACAGUAUACAUAAAAACAGGCCAGGCAGUGAAGGCGGACUGUGUAGCAGACCAGUGCUUCCAUCGAUCUGAGAGGGUUCAUUAGGUAAGUGCUGACAUCACAGAUUGAUGUCUCUUUAAACCAGUGCCUGCUGAGGAGCUGACAAGGAAAAUCACCACUAUUGACUCCCUUAGUGGUAUUUGUGUGUGUGUGUAUGCGUGUGCCUUCAACGUAUUGUGUGAUAUGUACACGUGCCAGUAAAAUGACCAUGUGCGUACUAACAUUUGGCACACAGCUGUAUCUGUUUGUGCCUGUGUGUGAGUGCACAAGUGUGUUUUCCUAGAAGCCACAUUACAUAUCCUUGUCUUUAAUGGGCUCCUUGGGUGUAGGUGUUCACCAGUGUUGCCAGUUAUACAACCAGCCAUGCAGCUAAGGAGCCUGUCAGCCUGUUUCUGCUUUUACGCCACCAUGCAUCCAUUUGCUAUCAGAGUAGGAAAGAGAUGGAGUGGAAAAUGGAGAUAAAGAGGAAAGGAAAGAACGUUGCGUGGAGGAGUCAUAGAGGGACUGAACAGAAUCUCUCCCCAUCUAUAUUUCAUCAGCACGUUUAGAAACUCUGUUUGGUAAUUAUGUUGUGCAAGUUUCUGACUAAUUUGCAAUCCAGUGAAAACCCCGACAUGGGGCAGCUUACAUUCCAUAUGAGAGCUAAAUGCUGUUUAGUUCAAAUUUAGGAGUUUGGUUUUUAAAUUCUUGUCGAGGAACCAAAAAGUUAUCUCUAUAUGUGACCCCAGUUCCCCGAGCCUCUACUUGUUGAUUGAUUUGAGAUGUCGUUUGUAUCUGAUGCUUUUCUCUAAUUAAGAUCAGGCUAGAAUCGGUGGCAUUGAGCGUCUCCACAAACCUAUUGAUUGGAAUGGGGAAGGAGUCGGUGUUUGUGAGGACACAAGUGACAGGAGUGAAACUGCUGGAAACAGCCAGAGCAUUAGACACACCAGAUCGAGGAGACUGAUGGUCCACAGUUUCCCCACUGCUGGUCUUUUUUAGAUCACCUCUAGUUCAACUUAAAGUUGAAGUUUUCAAGAAAUGUCUGGUGACAUGCUGAAGAAGCACAGACAGUAGAAUUUUGGUUAUGCAACCACAAUAGUGAACUUCUACUAAUGGAAUCAUUUUUGACAGCAUCAGGCUGAUCAUCAUUUUCAAAUUUAAUGUUGCAUUUACAACACAGAAUGAUCUGUUAAGUGAUUUCUUUUAAGUAUCGAUCUGCAUCUGUUGUGGUACAUCAAUACUUUGUGGUGAAAUGUUAAAGUGGCAUUGAUGCCUGGAUCUCAGUGUCACCUACUCAGCAGUCUUAAGCUCUGAUGACGAUACAAUAAGCAUUACCUCCAAUAAACACCACGGUACCACAUCUUGUAGCUUUAAAUGAGCAAUUGAUUAGUUCCUUUGAAGAAUGAUGUAAUCUCAGUGUUCUCAUGUCCAUUUAAAAUGUGUUUAAGUGAUAUAUAGUUGAGGAGAAACAAAAGAAAGUCACUUUAUCUGGCAUUAAUAGUAUCAAUACACAACACGAUGUCUUGAAGGAAGCAAGAAAAAGUGAAACAACUAGAAAAGUUUUCUUGUACUUUAUUUUAUCAUGAGCUGAGCAUAAUGCAAAGUGUUAGGAUUGAAAAAUGUGCAGAACUGAAGGCAAGAUUCCCUUCUAGGCCAUCACCACCAGAGGCACAUUGCUAUUGGCUGCCUCCAGGAGAUUAAAGAGAAUAAUUGCCAGCUGAUUGGCUGUUUAAUAUUUCAUGGACCUUUGAUGCACUGGGUGUUUGUAUUACCUUUAUCAGCAGGCAUAAUAAUAGGAUAGGCUUUGACUCACUUAAGUAAAACAGGCUUUUUCACAGUACAGGAAUUGCUACUCUUCUUUUGAGCAAAAAUGAACACAAUAGACUGUCAGUAUAUUUUUAUGGGCUAUACAAUAUGACAUAUGAUCAUUUGAACUGAUCAAUACUAUUGGUAUCACAGAAAGAUAUAUAGAUAUAGAUAUAUAGAUAUCUAUAUAUAUCUAUAUAGAUAGAUAGAUAUAUCUGUCGGCGCAUAGGUGUGUGUUUCAUAUAAUUUGUUGAUUACACUUUCUAAUAAGUACUGAAGAUGCAGUGAUGGAUUUCAUCUUACAUUGUAACUGCGUAUAAUAUUUAUAUUUUUCAGUGCUGAAUACAUAAUAAACUGAAUAAUAAUAACCGAAUAAAAAAUAAACCUCCAGUGUAAUUUAUGCAAAAUAUAUAACGUCUAUAGCUACUACAACUAUAGCAGUUGUGGUACUGCAGUUGAGAGCACACAAGCUGCAACAACAGUAGAACAUUUAUAGUACUACUACUGUUUAUUUCAGGAUUGUUCAUAUUUUCAACAAUUUAAAAUUUUGGAAAUCCUUCUGUUUUAACUCUAUACAAUAAAACUAAUGUGUUUUACUGGCACUUGCAUGAGUAUGAGCAUAUAUGAGAGAGUAUAUGAGCUAGAUGUGCUAGCUCCACCCGGAUCAGGGACAGCUGCCAUUGACGGUCCCAUGUUCGUACCUCUGCCUGAUGACACUAAUCUCUUUCUGUAGGUGACCUACCUCCUCUUUCCAAAUCUGUCGGCGCAUAGGUGUGUGUAUGUGUGUGUUUGUGUUGUGUGAUGGUUGCCGCGGAUGUCUCCUCUGUGGUUCCGCUUCGGAGGUCCAGGAAUGGUGAGCUUCUCAUGGUUGUCACUUUGAGGUGUGAGAGCAAUCAUUUCCUUGGACAACAGUCCCAUCCUCAUCCCUGCUUCCCGCCUGCUCGGAUUAGUUCCUCUUGCUAAGAAAAUUUGCAUCCAGAAUAUUUUCUCCUAAUUUAUUUUUUCACUAUAUUUCCAGUUUUCUUUUCUUUCUUUCUUUUUUUUUCUUCCAUCUGUGUCUCUUUCACUGCCCUUCUCUGUUUCCUUUCUCCUUGUUUUCCCCUGGACGCUGUAGAGCAUUUUAUUACAGUUGUCAGAAGGAGUAACAAUUCUAUUGUGGGGUGAUUACAACAGGGUGUUUUACCCACAGAUCACCAGAGCAAUUAAAAUCUGUAAAUAAGGCUACCCAUGAUGCCUCAGUCCAAACAAUGGGGUCCCAUAGGAAGUGUUUGUUUGAAGGAGAACAGUGGAAGUGAGUUUCUCUUCCUUUUACUCUCACUCUCUCUCUCUCUCUGUUUCUCUCCCUCAUUAAUUAGGAUAUGCUCCUUCAACCCAACAUGACUGUGUCGAUGGGCAGCUCUGCACAAUCAGUGUGACACAUAUUUCAGACACAAGAUGAAGUUGUUUACUUUUGUGUCAGACCAUGCAUUGCGCCACUACACUUUUGUUUUGCAGAAUGGAAGAGACAAUGCAGGCCUAAUUGUGCCAGUUACAGCUGUUAGGGAGAGGAAAGAGAAAGACUUGUGCCAGCUACUGUGAAAAGGAAAGUAGGGACUCUCUUGUGCAUCUGUGUCUGACACCCGUGCAAACAACACUUACGAUAAGGAUGUUUUAAUGAUAACUCUCACAAACUUUUGUUGUAUGUUGGUUUUGAGCGCUAUUUAAGUAAUCUGAGAAAAUACCAAUUGGCAAAAAAAGAAUCAGUCUGACUAUGACUCUUAAGUUGAAAGUCCCUUAACUCCUGUCAUGUCAUUUGGCCUGUAUUUCUUCCAAUCACUUGGCAGUGUAUCACAAUUGUGCCCUGCCAUAGUCAAAGGACAGUUCUGCCAGGUAAUGUCAUAUUAUUUCAGUGAACAGUUGCAUUAGGAAUCAAGCUAUCCAUCAGCACAGAGGGAUGCUGUAAUUCCAGUUUAGCCUUUAAACCUGGGUUGUUGUUAAUUACCUGGUUCACAGCAGUGCAUAAAGUGAUGCAAGCACUCUAAAUUACUUCUUAAUGUUUCUUUUCUUUGUAGAGACAAAAGAGCUCUUUGUAGUUUUGUGGGAAGACAUGUGGAACAUGUCAUGUAUUUCGUGUCAGGAUGUGUGUGUAUCGCUUCCGCAACCGCCCCCACCCCACUUCAUAAAUUACUCACGAUUGGAGUUUGGGCAGGUUGGUAAAGGAACCAGAUAGAUAGAAAGAGGACGACCGUGGGAGUAUUGCAGCUCAACACAGCACCAUGAUGAUGCCAGACUUCAGGGGCCUAACCAGAGGCUAUAUGCCUUAUCAAGAUCCUGUUUACAGUCAGCCAAAGAAGCUACCAGCCACCCAUUUCCAUAAUGCUGCCUGCGGUCCUCCGCGGAAACUAAUUUAUCUGUGCCGGAGAUGCACCAUGAUGUUGCCUGUUCUGCACCUCUCUCACUUUGUAUUCUGUAUGUUGUGUUUCUUUCUUUUGUUUCUAUCUGGGGUUUUUUCCCUUUCUCAUCUUAUCCUCGCUCCUUAUUUACUGUUUCUUUUUUUUUCUAACUCUUGAUGAACUACUUUUUUCUUGCCUUUCUUCCAGCCAUAACCCCUUAAUUCUGUCUUUUUCUAUCUAUUUGAAUCACUUAUUGCUACCCAACACAGUAUAUAUAACACAUCAGCUUAAUUUUUGAUAAGGAUGGGCGAAGAAUUAGAAGCAAAAUCAAUAAAUAAAAAGAGAGUUGCUGCUUAGAGAGAUCCAAGAGUCAGUAAUUAAACCCAUACAAAAUUUAACUGAAUGGAACUAAAUAUAUGGCACUGCCCGCUUGUGUAUUUGUGAUCUUGUUUUUACCCUCUUGUUAUACCCAUCUCUGUGUGAGUCUGCCAUCUUCAGCUUUCCUCCUUGUACUUUUUUUAUCAUAUGUUUGUGCCGAUUUUUUUCAGCUUGAGCCACUUGUGUAGUUGCCAUGUUCAUGUGCCUGUACAUCAGUGAGCAUCUGCUCUUUCAACAAGGUCCCUAUGGCCUCAAAUGUCAGACCAAGCAGCUGCCAGACAAGUGCAUUGUGCAGCAGGCUUGUGUUUUGCCUCCUCCCAUCCCUCCACUUCAUGUUCUGUGAUGUUAACUGUGAUUGAAAGUAAGUAGGCAGCAGCAACUGGAGGAGGAAUGAUGAGAAAGGUCUCUGUUUUUAAAGAAUUCUGUUCUUGCAGUACUGGACGGCUGUUCUCCGGGGCUUUUGGCCAGGUGGGAGUAGGCGUUAUGUUGUGCAUUAGGAACAGCUUCCUCUGCCCCCUUGUGUGAAAGACCACUGCAAUGGAAAGCCAUUUGUAGUUCAUCAAUGCUGAGGUCCAUGUACUAUAGAUUAUCAGGGGACAAACAGCAUGUGCACUUGAAUCUCAUGUGUGCACAUGUUUGAAUAUGGUUCUGUAUGCUCUUGUACACAGAUUGUUGAUUCCCUGCUGUUUAUCAUAGUAUGGCGAGUGCAAUAAUAUGUCACUGGAUGCCCGUUUCAGAGUAUACAUUGUUUUGCGUAUUUCUUUGUGUGAUCAAGUAGUCACAGGGUGUGAGCACUGAUGCGGAAGAGAUGGAGGGUGAAGAGACAAGCAGGUACCCCCCUGGAGGGACCUUGGGGGCAUCAGGCCAGGGGUAGCCCCUCUAGCUCCCUCACAGCACACUCUGGUUUGCUCUCAGACACUGCUAUUGAUUUGUCCACUAGAUAAGACCACAGGUUAGCUGCUCUACUAAGUAUUGCUCUUUUCACCUCCCUUUGGCUGCAAACAAAUCCUGGAGACUGGUUCCAUUUGAUGUUAGCUGAUGUUCCUUUAGACUUAUUUUUUCUACCAACACUACUUAACCAUGGCAUAAAGCAGGUAUAAGCCAUCACAGGGCACUGUGAGACUCACUCUUGCCCCAUAAAUGACCCAACCCUAAACUAGCAUACUUCUCUAUUGUCUUAUCCUGAAGCUAUAGGAAGCCAUGAGUUCAAUUCUGUGGCAGGUCUACAAGCUGUGAGAAAAGGGACUUUAGCUGUCAAUCAAUCCGCCUUCAUUUCAGGAUGCCAGAAAGUACAAAUUCUGUGUUAAUUCAAGCCUAAAGUAGAUUAGUCCAAACCGUAAGUUGAAAUUGUGCCUGUACUUUGGUAUAUGUGAUCAACAUGUGCAGCAAAGUGUAAGGUUUGAACCUGACAGAUUUAGAUGGGAGCCAAGGCAACUCUUGAUCAGGCUAAGACAGUUCAUCUCAUUGCCAAGUUCUUAUGUGAUCGGAAGUCAGUCGGCAGCACCUCAGUGCUCACUGACAGAUGGAUGAAUCAAGUCUUCAAAAGGCUUCAUCGAUGACACAUUAACAUGAGCCGAGCUUCCUAGAGGACUCUGAAUUCUGAGCUGUCACAGGUGGCAGAUGAGAUAAAGCUACUAUGCCGCUCUGCUUGUUUCGUAACAUAACCUAACUCAUGUUGAGAAAAAAAAGUUGGCACCUGCUUGACAUCAAUUAAAAAGCAGUUUGAGAUGUGAGGGAUGGCUGUUGUAGCAUGUCUUGUAUUUUUAAUUAAAACAACCUCCUCUGAGUCAUCAUCAGCUUUUCAUGUGUCCGAAGUCAGAACAGGUGUGAAGGUAAAACAAAGAACAGUGAAGAAAAGGAAUACCACAAGGGUGUGGGUGUAACAUAACUUCCCACGCAUCGUAAGCCAGUAUGUCCUUACAAGACAUUGCAACAUGCUUUAUCAUUGUUAAUCAGAAAACUGCAGUGUAGGACAACAAAAUACCAGCUUGUCAUAUUGUUUGUUUUUCUUUUGCUCUUAGUUACGUGUCAUUUAUCAUGGCAGAGAGCCAGAACUGUUAGUGUGUGGUAAACUGGUUCUCUCUUGGAUGAGAAAUUGAGGCUGUUACCAGCAAUGUCAGUAGCUGAGGGUUGCAUGCAAAAUUUAACUGAAUGGAACAGGCAUCAUGAAGGAUAUCAAUAAUUUUGAAUGGUAAAUUUUUAGACUACAAGAUAUUUUCUGGUGCAGUGGCAUAGUUAGAAAUGUACUGCCUUUUUCUCUCCGAUGCAUUGCAGCAAUUUGUCAAGACAUAACAAAAGCUGCCAAAAGUAACAGCUCAGAUGCUGUAGUUUGAACCCAAUUAAAAUAAUAAAAUAAUAAUGUGACCAGUAGAACCAUAAAGCAUUUUACUAACCUUUGAUCCAAUUUUUACUGGACUCUUAUUAAAUCAGAAUCAGAAUACUUUAUUCAUCCCUGAGGAAAUUAUGGAACAACUGAAACAGAAUGCAUGCCGAUUGACUCAUGCGCACAACAAAAGAUAAUGGAGAAGCACUGAAACUCAUAAUAGUUUGAAUCAAAACUGGAAGCAUUUUAUACAUGACAACCCAAAGUGUCCAAAAUUCCAGUACGUCUUAAAAAGCAGCAAAAACAAAACAGAAAACAUGGAAGGUAUUAAAAAGAAAGAGUUACAUCAGUCACUGAUACUAACACUACCUAAAAUGUGUAAUUAAUAUGACAAUUAAAUGCAGUCAAAGGAUCAUGGCAAGUACUGCUGCUAAAAAUCAUGCCACCCUGCUCGACCCUUUUGUUUAAAGUGUUAUCAUAUCUACCAUCUGCAUAGAAAUUGAUUGAUAUAUUAAUCUUCUGUAAAACUGUAGAGAUGCUACUUAUUGAAAUAUGGAGAAUGCUUUUGACCUGCACUCAAAAAACUCUGUUUUAACCUUCCACUUUAUAUGAGGCUCUUAGCUACUCAUAGCUGCAACUUUUUAUCUACUUAUCAAUAGCAUUUACCUGCAACAUGAAUGGGGAGGACAGGGACUAAUUGCAGGGACAAAUGUUCCUGACUGUGGGGUUUGUAGUUGUCUGGGCCUAGUCCAGGCCCUGUUUAUCUCAACCUCUGUUGGCAGUCAUACACACACCACACGCACUAUGCUCUGAUUUAACCAGAGGCAAAGCCCUCGCAAACCCUCACUCUUUCUCAUCAAAGAUUCAUAAAGGCAAGGUUCUCAAUGAUUUUCUGUCUCUUCCCGUAUUCACAGCUUGUUGUCCUCACCCUCCCUGUCUCCUGCCAGUCAGACAGCGGAAGUCAGACGGAAUUACAGCUGAAGUGGCCGCUGGCUCCGUGUGCGUGUGUAUGUGUGUAUACGUGAAUGUUGGUUUCUGUGGGUUUAUGGCAUGUGUGCUUGCACUGGUAGGCGUUAGGUGCAGAAACGGGGUAGCACAUGGUCACAAAGGCAAGGACACGGAUGGACAGUGCCAUGUUGAUGUUGUACUAAAAAUGUUAGUAGCCCCCAUGUGGGGAAAAGAGUUAGUCCCCACCCUCUCUUCUCUUCCCCUCAUUCACUCCUUCCGCUGUUCUUUGUCUUCCUUUCCAACCCCUGAGCUCUGUGUGCUGUGGCAGCUUCCACACUGGAUCUAAAACUAGCUCAAUCAGAGCCCCACUCACCAUGCCCAGGGCACACCAUCUGUAGCCCUCUGAGUCCUUCCGUGUGUGUGUGUGUGUGUGUGUGACUAUGUCAGUGUGUAUUUACCUCCCUAUUUAUGUGUGUGUCCAUUUGUGCGCAAGCUUAGAAGCAUGAGUGUGAGUAUGUGUGUCUGCAAACCCAAAGCACCGUGCCUCAGCCUGUUAGUCUUGGUACUUACCAGGCUUAGCCAGAUGAGGGCCACUCAGCCUGGAUCUAAUUCCUUCGACUCUGGCAGCACUUCACUCCUGGCUCUUUUUGCCUCUCAAGUGUGCAUCUGUGACCUUGGCUGACAUCAGCGAGGGUUAAACUGUGGACUUGGAGAUGUGGCCACAGUGAUUGAGCUGUAAGCUAGUUUCUGGAUCAGAGCUUCCGAACAGCCAUCUGGGUGUCUGUGGGGCUCAGAAAGAGGUUAUCCCUCUCUUACACCCCACAGCUGACCCUGGAUCAGCUGUGACAGCAGAGAAUUUAGUAUGAAGCAUCCUCGCUGGGAUAGGUGGUACACAGUGGGGAUGUUUGUGGAGUGAAAAAAAUCAUUAAGAGGGGAAACUAAUAAAGUUGAUCUCUGUUACCAUGUUAGCCGUAAUCCCUGUGCUUUUAUUAUGAAGAAGUCUGCUCAUCACCUUUGAUGUCUUUGUGGCAGAUAGCCCAACCUGUAUUGGCUUCAGCUCUUAUUUUUUCUUUGUAACUGCUUGAACAAUGAACAUCACAUGCAUAUUUCUUUUUUCACACACCAAUAAAAGUAUGACUAAGGGUUAGGUUCUAUGAAACACAGUCCUCAGUUUUGCCAGUGUGGUAGUUAUUACACUGUGUACCGAUAUUGUCAAUACAAACAGAAUAUAAUUAAGUACCUGUUAGACCACAAAGCACUUCUUUUUCAACACCCAGAACACAUUUCAAUGAGUGAUUCACAUCAUCAUGCAUCAACUUAUCUACAUAGACAGGUACUUGAAUAGUGCCACCCAGACACAUGCACCCCAUUGUAUUGCACUGUGUGAACCUUUUGCAUCGUGUUCUGUGCAGUGCCUCAGGGCCUAGCCUGGCUGGUCUUCCAAACAAAUUGCUGGCUGUUCACAACGUUUUAAAUGCUGAGUCCCUCUAAUUACACUAUUUACUUAAUAGGGUGAAACAAAACUCGUGUUCACGCAGCAGGAGUACCAGGUGAUGCAGAAGUUCAAACACCUGGCGAAAAGCACUCCUCUGGCACGGAUGCACAGUAUACACAUGUGCAUGCAUGAAUGCACACACACACUCACAUACUGUGAUGCAAAUACUAGAGGUUUCUUUCAUGGUUGGAUUAGACACUUUACCAACUUUUGGAAUUUUUUUUUGUUCAUACUUUCUUGUUUACUGUGGGAAAAGGCAUCUGGAAAAGUGUAGCUCAUUAGUUACUGUAUACCCAGUCUGACAUUUUCGGAAUUAGUUCUUCCUCUACUGUAAACAGAGUGAGUAAUGCCCAUAUGGGAAUGUGUGCAUCAUCUCCUACUUUGUGCUACUCCUUUGUUUGUUCAUUUUAAAGGUUACACAAAAAUGGCAGAUAUGUUUACCAAAUAU